AUGACCACAAAUCUUGUAGAAUCCCUAAACGGCGUAUUUAAGGGAACUAGGAACCUCCCCAUCACAGCGUUGAUAAGGGCAACGUAUUACAGAUUGGGGUCACUAUUUGCAGCAAGAGGCAAAAAAUGGAGCGAUGUACUGCAAUCAGGGCAAAUAUUCAGCGAAUCAAGCAUGAAGUAUAUGAGGGAUGAAACUUCUAAGGCGGCCUCACAUCGAGUUAGACCAUUUGAUCGUCACGAUUACAGCUUCAUUGUUGAUGAGACAAUGGAUCACAAAGAGGGUCGGCCAAUGGGACACUACAGGGUGGAACUUCAUAAAAAUUGGUGCGACUGCGGAAAGUUUCAAACCUUCUGCAUGCCUUGUUCACAUGUAAUUGCCGCAUGUUCAACUGCUCGUCAGGAUCCAUUCUUGCAGCUAUCAGAAGUUUACAAGGUCGUGAACUUAUUCGGUAUCUACAGUAGCAGUUUUCCAGUGGUAGCUAGCGAGGACUACUGGCCAACCUAUCAUGGAGACACAAUCUACCACAAUGAAAAUAUGAGAAGAAACAAAAAGGGCCGCCCCAAAAGCACCCGAAUCACAACUGAAAUGGAUACAGCUGAGAAAAUGGAAAGAUUGUGCGGAAUAUGUCGUCUUCCCGGGCAUACAAGGAAAAACUGUCCAAAUGUUGGAACAAGUUCUAGGUAG
Molecule: messenger RNA, 684 nt
Organism: Lathyrus sativus (Indian pea)
Lineage: Eukaryota; Viridiplantae; Streptophyta; Magnoliopsida; Fabales; Fabaceae
Source: the annotation of a GenBank genome assembly